This is a messenger RNA of Sceloporus undulatus (fence lizard), 2929 nucleotides long. Its product is annotated as inter-alpha-trypsin inhibitor heavy chain H3-like. Lineage: Eukaryota; Metazoa; Chordata; Lepidosauria; Squamata; Phrynosomatidae. Bases 48 to 2702 code for a protein of 884 amino acids. The record is from RefSeq and is a predicted model, not a curated record. Gene Ontology annotation, biological process: hyaluronan metabolic process. Gene Ontology annotation, molecular function: serine-type endopeptidase inhibitor activity. The transcript is spliced from 21 exons.
UUGCAAAUAUAUGUUCCUCCACACUGACUUACUCAUUUUCCUUCAACAUGGAAAGACAUCUGCCAUUUUACAUUUGGUUGACACUUAUCCCUGCUCUUGUAACUUCAGAUUUUUUAAUAGAACAACUCAGGAACAUUAAGAAGCGAGACACGAUUGAUGGACAUCCCAAAGGCAUAGAAAUUUACUGGGUGAACAUUGAUUGCAGUGUUACAUCCCGGUUUUCCCGUAAUGUCAUCACUAGCCGAGCUGUCAAUCGUGCUAAUGUGUCCAAGGAAGCCUUCUUUGAUGUGGAACUUCCAAAAACAGCCUUCAUUACCAACUUUACCAUGACAAUUGAUGGUGUCACCUAUCCUGGCACCAUUAAGGAAAAAGAAGUUGCCCAAAAACAGUAUCAACAAGCAGUUUCAAGUGGACAGACUGCUGGUCUUGUGAAGGCUUCUGGAAGAAAAACAGAAAAGUUCAGUGUUUCUGUCAACAUUGCAGCAGCCAGCAAAGUGACUUUUGAGUUGACCUAUGAGGAACUCUUGAAGCGAAGCUUUGGAAAAUAUGAAUUGUUCAUAAAAGUAAACCCCAAACAGCUUGUCAAUAAAUUUGAGAUUGAGGCAAACAUCUUUGAACCUCAAGGUAUCAGUGAUCUUGAAGUAGAAGGAACAUUCCUCACAAAUGAGUUGUUACCAGUUGUGCAAAAGUCCUACUCAGGGAAAAAGGGCCAUGUGUUAUUCAGUCCCACUAUUGAUCAACAACGAACCUGCGACAACUGCACAACCUCUCUGCUGCAAGGAGAUUUUCUCAUAAAAUAUGAUGUGAACAGAGAUUCACCUAGUAACUUACAGGUUGUCAAUGGAUACUUUGUACACUUUUUUGCACCAAAAAAUCUUGCACAUUUGCCAAAGAAUGUUGCCUUUGUAAUAGAUAUCAGUGGCUCCAUGGGUGGACAGAAACUUCAUCAGGCAAAGGAAGCAUUGGUAAAGAUAGUUGAAGAUUUAAGGGAAGAUGAUCACUUCAAUAUCAUACUGUUUGAGAGUUCCAUCUCUAAAUGGAAAGAUGGCUUAAUUAAAGCUACUCCUGAGAAUGUGACUGAAGCAAAGGAAUUCAUUGCAAAAAUUGACGUAGACGGACUAACAAAUCUUAAUGAUGGUUUACUGACUGGAAUUGAGAUGCUGAAUACAGCCCAUGAUUCAAAUUCUGUGCCUCUACGAAGUGCCUCCUUGGUUAUCAUGUUAACAGAUGGUGAACCCAAUGUGGGUGUCUCAGAUAAAAGCAUGAUUCAGGAGAAUGCUAAAAAUGCAAUCCAAGGAAGAUAUCCUUUGUACAAUCUUGGUUUUGGUUAUGGUCUUGAUUAUGCAUUUUUGGAAAGGUUGUCCAAAGAGAAUAAUGGUCUGGCUCGUCGCAUUUAUGAAGACUCUGAUGCAGCCUUACAAUUGCAGGGUUUUUAUGAUGAAGUAGCCAAUCCUUUGCUUACAGAGAUAGCAUUAGAAUACCCAGAAAAUGUCAUCUCUGACCUGACUCAAAAUAAUUUUAAACAUUAUUAUGAUGGCUCUGAAAUUGUUGUGGCUGGACGAAUUACAGACAAUGACCUGAACAGUAUUACUGCAGAGGUGAAAGCUCAUGGGGCACUUGAUGAUCUGACUUUUUCUGAACAAGCAGAUAUUGAGGAAACAGCCAAAGCUCUUGAGGAACAAAAAUACAUAUUUGGAGAUUAUAUUGAAAGACUUUGGGCUUAUCUCACAAUACAGCAACUUCUAGAUAAACGUUCUGUAGCAAAGGGCGAUGAAAAGGAAAACCUUACUGCUGAAGCCUUGGAGAUGUCUCUGAAAUACAAGUUUGUGACGCCUUUGACAUCCAUGGUGGUCACAAAGCCAGAAGACAGUGAAGAUGUUGCUGACAAACCGGUAGAAGCUGAUGCAAAAAGUCAGUCUUUCCCUACGCACUACAGUGCUCCAUCCACUCCUUAUCAUUAUUCUAGUGUUGAUGGAGAUCCACACUUCAUUAUAGCAGUACCUCAAAAAGAAGAUGCCCUUUGUUUCAAUAUUAAUGAAGACCCAGGGGCAAUCUUAAAUUUAAUAAGAGACCCAGUUACAGGUAUUGUAGUCAACGGAGAGCUUAUUGGUGAGAAGAAGAGCAACAAUGAUGUAGGACAACACAAUACAUAUUUUGGAAAACUUGGAAUUGCCAAGAUGCACCAGAAUUUAAGAAUUGAGAUAACCACUGAACAAAUCAUUCUUCAUGAUGGUAUAAAACAGACAACAUUCAGUUGGCUUAAUGAAGUUACCUUGCAACAACCCAGUCUGACUCUGGUAAUCAAACGAAAAAAGAGUGUGGAGGUUUCAAUGGAUAAUGGAGCAAAAUUUGUUAUUAUUCUGCACCAAGUGUGGAAGAAACAUCCACUACACCGGGAUUUCCUGGGAUUUUACACACUGGAUAGUCACAGACUGUCUGAGCAAACCCAUGGAUUGCUAGGGCAAUUUUUUCACCCCAUUGACUUUGAUAUAAUUGAAGUCCAUCCUGGAUCUGACCCAGCGAAACCAGAUGCCACAAUGAUUGUGAAAAAUAACCGGUUGACAGUAACAAGGGGCUGGCAGAAGGAUUACACAGAAGAUGCUCGGCAUGGCAUUGAUGUGCCUUGUUGGUUUAUUCACAACAAUGGAGAAGGUCUUAUUGAUGGUGUGCAUACAGACUACAUUGUUCCCAGCAUAUUUUGAUGUCUGUGAUGAUGAAAAUAUUUUUCCCGAUACAGUAUGUUCACAAUAUCAAUUAUAACCUAGAACAAUUUGUACUGUAUGUUCCUGUCAGCAACUGAAAUACUUUAUGGCCUAUUAUAAUGACCUUUUCCUCAUGAAAAACAGCUGUUUAUCUUACUUUAUUGCAAGACAAUAAAGGCAUACAAAUUUAAUUUCAAGAAUAAACCUGAUAUUUCCCUACCAAUGGA